AUGGCAGUCUUUUAUCCAAUUGUGGGCUUCACCGGUGCUGAGGCUUUCUUCACUUUCUACCUCGUUUUGUCGUUGGGUGUGCUGUUCCAAGAGUAUCUCGCCGAGCUUGUUGUGUUUGCGACCCCGAAUGUGGAGGUGGCGGAAAUCCUGGGAAUGCUCGUGAGCCUCUUCACCUUUUUGUUCGCGGGCUUCAGUCCCCCCGCCUCGGAGCUGCCUACAGGCGUCAAAUGGAUCUACCACAUCAAUCCGUUCACCUACACAAUGUCGGCGCUGUGCACUAUUGUGUUUGGCGAUUGCCCUAGUGAAGGCAGCAGUGCCAUUGGAUGCAACGAGUUGUCGAACGCGCCACCAUCGUUGCGCGAAGGGAUUAUCGUAAAGGAAUACUUUGAAGUCAACUUCGGUAUGAAGCACGAACACAUCUGGAGAAACUGCGGUAUCUUGUUCGGAAUCGUGCUUUUCAUCCGAGUUUUGACACUUUUGGCGAUGCGGUUUCUCAAUUUCCAGAAAAAGUAG
Molecule: messenger RNA, 513 nt
Organism: Phytophthora infestans T30-4
Lineage: Eukaryota; Oomycota; Peronosporomycetes; Peronosporales; Peronosporaceae
Product: ATP-binding Cassette (ABC) Superfamily
Exons: 1
Coding region: 1-513 (170 amino acids)
Biological process (GO): transmembrane transport
Cellular component (GO): membrane
Molecular function (GO): ABC-type transporter activity; ATP binding
Source: RefSeq, a predicted model, not a curated record